ACUCUUUGAUAAACAACUUGAUAUAUUCAACUAGUGGUGUGGAAGAAUGCAACUAUAUACAAAACGCCCAUAGCAGCCUCGUUGUGUACUUUACCAGGAGCCCGUGAGCACAGUUAAGCCCAUCUCAGACGUGUUAUCUGUUAUUACAACUUUGACCAUCGGAGUAACAUUUUGGUGAAACAUACGUGGAGCCAAUGGAACUCACAACUGUGCCGACAGUGUUGGCUGAAAAUAGCAGCUUGUCUCCAGUCACUGCAGAAUGGGAGCUUAUCCACACCAUCAUCCCCCCAUACAUCUUCACCAUAUCCCUGGCAGGUCUACUCUUUAACAGCUUUGUGCUGGUGGUGUUUUUUGCCCACAAAGAUCGACUGACUGUAGCAGAGAUCUAUCUGAGCAACAUGGCGCUGGCUGACUUUAUUCUACUGUGUAGCCUUCCUUUCUGGGCAAUGAAUAUCCUCAAUGAGUUCAACUGGCCAUAUGGAGAGGCCUUGUGCAAAAUCGUCAACGCCCUAAUCAUCAUCAAUUUCUACACCAGCAUCUUCACUCUGGUCAUGAUUAGCAUCGAUCGCUAUAUAGCAUUUGUGAAGCCCAUGAAGGCCAGCUGGCUGAGACGGACGCUCUACGCCAAGGUGAUCUGCUUCAUCCUGUGGAUAUUAGGGGUCUUACUGAGCACACCGACAAUAGCUCACAGAAAGGUGAAGUUCUUUGAGGACUAUGAGACCACAUCCUGCGUUCUGGAUUACACCCAUGACAGCUAUUGGAAGCUGGCCCAUCAGAUUGUGAUAAAUGUGGUGGGCUUUGUUCUUCCUGUUUUGGUCAUUGUUUUCAGCAGUGGAAAUAUAAUCAAGGUUUUAUCUGAGAGGAGGGAAAGUGUUGGUUUUCAUCACACCAGUGAUAAAAAGGCCACUGUGCUAGUGUAUGCUGUUACACUGGUAUUUUUACUAUGCUGGGGUCCCUUCCAGGUAAUUACCUUUCUUGACAUUCUCUGUGGUGUCAAUGUGCUGGAUGAGAAGCUGUGGUCUGACUCUCUGGAUAUAGGAGGGCAGCUCUCAGCAUAUCUAGCCUUUCUCAACAGUGUCUUAAACCCUUUGUUGUAUGUCUUCUCAGGGCAGUACUUUAGAAAGAAGGUUAGCGCCAUCUACAGAAAGACUAGAUAUCAACGCAGAGGAUCAGACAUGACCACAUAUCAACUCUCUGCUGUGUCCACUUACAUCAACAGAACAGAGCAAAUUAAACCUGUGGUCAUUGUUAAUGCCAAAGAAUAAAAUGUGUCUCAUACUGAUGGCAUCUACUUUUCUUUUGCUGCUUAUGUAUAAAAUGACCAAAAAAAAAGGAUAUGUUUCUAAAACUAUUAUGUCAUUAGACUUAACACAAUAAUAAUGCUGUUAUGUGGCUAAUCGGCACUAUCAGAUGAUGUUUAUUGCUGUGCAUGAGGAAAUAAUGUAAGUAAUGGACAGACACUGCAGGAGAAAUAGACUGAAAUGCAUUUACAGUCUGCAUAAUGACAUUUUUGUCUUGCAUUGUGGACAAACAGCAUCUGUUUCUUUGACAUGUUAUAUGGAUUUAUAGCAACAGACUUCUCAGUUUAACUUUGUUUGUCUUUUACGUCUUUAAAUUUAAAUAUUUUGACAUAUUAGUCAGUAUUUAUUUUUUCAUUGUAAACCAAAUAUUUAUAUCUUAUGGCUUUUCAUGUCCAUUUUAUCUAAAUCAAAUAACAAUCCAAGCAAUGUCAGACCCUUUUUAUUUAGACCAAUGUACUGCUUUAUUCAUGCCAUUUCCUUUGCCUGCUACGCCUUCCUGGAAGAUUCUUGGAAAAAACAGUUUACUGUUAGGAGGAAAACCUUUUUUUCCUCACUCAUGUUGUUAAAGAAACUGUGGAUAAUGCUCAGAUAGUUUAUGUGUUUCCAUAUGUUGUUAACACAUUAUAAGUAACCGACUUUAGCAGACUCCCAAACAGCCUGCCUCACAAUUUUCAUUUCACCGGUACAUGAUGCUACUUGCUUCUGGGUGUUAAUUCUGUCAACUCAUUAAACUUUUAAGCUAAGAGGAAAUACUGUGGGUGGGGCUAAAUGUUGCUGUAGCUUUCUUGCCUUCACCUAACAUUAGACCUUCCCAAAAUAAAAAAAAAUAAUUAGCACCCACCACAGUGCACAACUGCCCCAUGACUAUUUUUCCAGUGCAGUUAAAUGUUCUAAUGAAAUACUCAAGUGGCUUUAUUUUUUAAAUGGUGCUAUCUAGCAAACAAUGUAUGGUAUUGUAUUUGUUAUGUAAUCUGAUGUGCAGUGUGACAGUUUAUCUGAAAGUGGCCUAGUCCAUCUCUCUGUCCAGCUGAAGACAGGACUGUCACAGAUGUUGCAUUAUGCAUUUUGGGUGUUCAGUAAUUUUCACUCUCAGAGCUGAUGUUACAUAUGGCCUGUAUUUGUAUAGCGCUUUUACUAGUCCCACCUAGGGACCCCAAAGCGCUUUACACACCCAGUCAUCCACCCAUUCACACACUGGUGGAGGCAAGCUACAGUUGUAGCCACAGCUGCCCUGGGGCAGACAUAAGUAUUUAAAAUCAGUUAAUUAUGUUUACUCAGUCAAACUAUUUAUUGGUGUUAUUUGGUUAUUUAGGCAACUGUAUUCAUUUAGAUAUAAUGGUUUGUCUCAUUAUGUAAUGCCUAUCAGGUUAUCACAAUAAUUAUCAGAAUAUGUACAUACCUGUUCCUAUUUUUGUUGCUUUUUACAUUCUGUAUAUGACUGAAAAUAAAUAUAAUAGAACUAUAAGUCACCAAAAACCAGUACACUACUUUUUCUUAGCUAUUUCUGUUUUGAUUUGGUUUAGUCUCUCUGCUUUGAAGACAGUUGCACAAUGCAGUGACAGUUAUUUAGCAUUGCAAGUUUUCAGCCAUUCAGUAGGCAUGUAGACAUGUCAGAGCAGGAAAAGAUCUGGCAAAGCAGAACAUUGUUCUUCUCAGGUAUUUCAGUCUGUGGAAAAACAGAAGACGUGUGCUCAUUUUUUUUACCUACUACCACAAGGGCCACGUGUUCCAGCGGACAACAUAACGGCCUCCUCCUGACUCCAACCUUAUUGUGAAAAACAUGUUAGUAAAUCAGCAUGCACAAAACCAGAACCCAGAAGCAUCUAAAUGGACUUCAGUCAGUUUUUUGUUUUGUCUCUGUACUUGUGUGUUUUUCUCUUGUGAUGUCAAUGUGACAUCUGUGAAUAAAUUCUAGU
Haplochromis burtoni (Burton's mouthbrooder) is the source of this 3217-nucleotide messenger RNA. RefSeq names its product bradykinin receptor B1 (gene bdkrb1). Gene Ontology annotation, biological process: neutrophil chemotaxis; immune response; G protein-coupled receptor signaling pathway. The transcript is spliced from 2 exons. NCBI's taxonomy places the organism in Eukaryota, Metazoa, Chordata, Actinopteri, Cichliformes, Cichlidae. Gene Ontology annotation, molecular function: bradykinin receptor activity. Gene Ontology annotation, cellular component: membrane. Bases 195 to 1265 code for a protein of 356 amino acids. The record is from RefSeq and is a predicted model, not a curated record.